AGAAACGGUCACGUCGGAGUCUGUAGAAGUUUGUUAUAUUUGGAAAAUAUAGAAUUACGCAAUGGCGGCUGAUUCUGUGGACGAUCGGGAGAUGAGAGAGGCACAGAGAGAAUAUCUGGAUUUCUUAGAUGACGAUCAAGACCAGGGGGUCUACCAGAGCAAGGUACGGGACAUGAUCAGCGAGAACAAGAACCGACUCAUCGUGAACGUCAACGACCUGAGACGACGCAACGAGGCGCGGGCUACCAGGUUGAUGACUAAUGCGUUUGAAGAGCUGCUGGCGUUUCAGCGUGCUCUGAAGGACUUUGUGGCGUCUGUCGAUGCUACGUACGCCAAGCAGUACGAGGAGUUCUUUGUUGGUCUGGAGGGAAGCUUUGGGAACAAACACGUCUCCCCCCGAACCCUCACCUCUCGCCUGCUGGGCAGCAUGGUCUGUGUGGAGGGCAUUGUCACCAAGUCGAUGGCCUUUGGUGGGUCAGUAGACAUCCUGGCCACUGAGGAUCCUGACUCAGUUCAGGAGGAGCAGGAGGAACUGCAGGUCUACGAGAAACACAACAAUCUGCUCCAUGGCACCAAGAGACGCAGAGAGAAGAUAGUGAGUAAGGAGUUUAUGAGGAAGUACAUCCACAUCGCCAAGGUGUUGACCCCUACGUUGACCCAGGAAGCAGCCAAUCACAUUGCGGAAGAGUACUCCAGGCUGAGAAGCCAGGAACAGCUGGGCUCCGACAUCUCCAGGACGUCCCCAGUAACUGCUCGUACUCUGGAGACCCUGAUCCGUCUGUCUUCGGCCCACGCUAAAGCCCGUAUGAGUAAGGUUGUGGAGCUGGAGGACUCUGAGGUCGCGGUGGAGCUGGUCCAGUUCGCAUACUUCAAGAAGGUUCUGGAGAAGGAGAAGAAGAGGGGGAGGAAGGAGCAAGAGUCUGGCUCUGAGGAGGAAGAGGAGACGACACAGCGUACCCCUCGCUCAGAGAAGAAGAGGAGUCGCCGUGGUUCCCAGAGCAGCGAGGUCUACGACCCGUAUGACUUCGCUGGAGAGAAGGACAUCCCUGAGAUCCAGGCUGGCACGCCCAAACCGGCAGAGGAGGAGCCUAUGGAUGCCCCUAUCCCACCAAGCCAGGACGGACAGACGGAGGUGUCUGCAGACAGGCUGAAGGAGUUUAAGUCCUCCCUCCUGGAGGUGUUCCGUUCUGCACAUGCUCAGUCCGUUGGUAUGAACUCUCUGAUGGAGAGCGUCAACAAGGACAGAGACGGCCCCUUCACCCUGACAGAGGUCCGGGCCGCCCUCGCUCGCAUGCAGGACGACAACCAGAUCAUGUUGGCUGACGACAUCAUCUUCCUCAUCUAAAGACCAAGGGGAAAACAUCUUCUUCCUCAUCUUAGACCAAAGUAAAGAAGAGGUGAAGGGAGAGGACAGAAGGAGAUGAGUCUGAAUGGAGAGUUGUUUCCCAUUUGAGACCAAGAAGGAUGAGAAGGAAUUCAGAAAUAAUUGAAGUGGAUUUUGACUAGUUCUUUUGGGUCCACUCGCUUCUUCCAAUUUGCCUUUUUUUGGGGGGCAAUAACCACUUAUGGACUAAAAAGUAGUUGAAAGGAUUAUGGUUUUAUUUUGUUGUAAUGUUUGUAGGUUAAUUCUUGGAUCAGUUUCACAAAGUUUAGUUUCUUUGCUUUACUCAUGUUUUAGCUACAUAUUAUGGGAUGUUCAAGGUCUGGUUACAAUCACGAGUCUCCCUAGAGCAUCUGCAUCGUUUUAUGCUUUCGGUCUAUAGUUUUAAUAUUUCUGUUAAAGAAAAAUACCUUUCUUGUAUAUAUUGUUUUGUUUAAAGAAAAGGUUUUCAUUGUAAAGGGUUGUCAACUGUAAUAGUGCAUCGAGAUGGAAAAUAAAAUGAC
This is a messenger RNA of Salvelinus namaycush (lake trout), 1884 nucleotides long. RefSeq names its product DNA replication licensing factor MCM3-like. The record is from RefSeq and is a predicted model, not a curated record. Gene Ontology annotation, molecular function: ATP binding; single-stranded DNA helicase activity; single-stranded DNA binding. NCBI's taxonomy places the organism in Eukaryota, Metazoa, Chordata, Actinopteri, Salmoniformes, Salmonidae. Gene Ontology annotation, biological process: mitotic DNA replication initiation; double-strand break repair via break-induced replication; DNA strand elongation involved in DNA replication. Bases 62 to 1345 code for a protein of 427 amino acids. The transcript has 10 exons. Gene Ontology annotation, cellular component: MCM complex; nucleus.